AUGGGGAAUACUGAAAGUAAUGUCACGAGUGGUGUUAAAAAACAAGCUGGAGUCUCCACACAGGCUUUAUAUAAAUUUGUAAAUCUUAAAGGCGGUGGUCUUUUAGUCGAUAUGAUGAAACGUGCUUGCCAGACAAAACAAUUCGCUGAAAUAGAUCAUGCUAUCAAGACUAAAGUGGAGCCUUUUUUAUAUAACAAAGGAGCUGGUCGUUACUUCCCUAUUUCCAAAAUGGUUUUAUUACGUAAUAAGGAAAGAGCAAGAACGAAGCAACUACCAGAGAUUAGAGCAUUAGAAAAUCCUGAUGAUGAUUUUAACAUACACGACUAUUGUUCAGAAGUUUCAGAAGCCGAAUACAUAUCAAAUCCGAGUGCCUAUCGGUUUGUGUGCUGGAAUUUAAAUGAACGAGGAGCAGUUGGAGAAACUAUUUUACAUUUGUGUUUAUUGAAUGCGUCUUCUUUGCAUGCCGACUUAGCUAAAAGAUUGUUGAAAUUCUAUCCAAAACUCAUAAUGGAUAUUUAUCUUAGUGAUGAAUACUACGGCGAAAGUGUACUUCACAUAGCUAUAGUCAAUGAAGAUCCUGCAAUGGUGAAAUACCUUUUAGACGCUAAUGCGUAUGUAGAAGAAAGAUGUUGUGGAGCCUUUAUGUCUGCAGAAGACCAAAAACCUUCUCGCUAUGACUCCCCGGAUCAUGAGUACGUUGGCGUGAAUCCCAUAACUAACUACGAUGGUUAUGUUUAUUGGGGAGAGUUUCCUUUGAGUUUCGCUGCCUGUCUAUCUCAGGAAGAAUGCUUUCGGUUGGUUUUAGCAAGGGGAGCAGAUCCUGAUUUACAAGACACGAAUGGCAACAACGUAUUACACAUGAUGGUUAUAUAUGAAAAAAUUGAUAUGUUUGAUGUUGCUUACGAAGUGGGGACUAAUGUGCAUCAACGAAACGUUCUCAAUCUAACACCCCUAACACUCGCUGCCAAGUUGGGAAGAGUCGAGAUGUUUUUUCAUAUAAUGAGUAUUGAACGUGAAAUAUAUUGGCAACUGGGUAGCAUAACUUGUGCAGCAUACCCCCUUUCAAAAAUUGAUACAAUCGAUGUAAAAACGGGCAAUAUAAACAAGGAUUCCGCUUUGAAUUUUGUGGUUUUUGGCGAUAAAUUAGAACAUUUGGAGUUAUUGGAUGGCGUUGUUAUAGAUCUCUUGAAAACUAAAUGGGAUACUUUUGUAAAAUCCCGUUUUUACAAGCAGUUUUACAUGUUUUCCUUUUAUUUUUUAUUUUCUUUAGUUAGCUUUAUUUCACGACCAGGACCAGAUGAACAUGAAGUGGAAGACGACAACCGAGAGACAACAACCGAAACGAGUAAUAUGUCAUUUUAUACACAACAAUAUUCUUCCGUUACAAAAACAAUCGAAAAUAAUUUGCCUUAUAAAACGUUUUGGCUUAAUUUCAGCGAGUAUAUUGAUGAUGAACGUGAUGAUAACAAUUUGCCUUCCUGGUGGAGUAGUUAUGAGAACUGUCCUUUAAUGAAUAUGGAGUCGAAUUUGGCCAAGAUACGAAUUAUUUCAGAAAUAGUAAUAUUUAUUGGUGCCAUAUUGUAUCUGUUAUCUGCUUUACGAGAAGCCCGAUUUUUGGGCUAUAAAAUGUUUAUUGAGAAUCUAAUGACGGCGCCAUCAAGAGUUAUGUUUCUAUUUUCGUGUUGCCUUAUGAUGACUAUUCCUUGGUUGAGAUUAUCAUGUUUAACGGAGCUAGAUGAUCAUGUAGCAGUUUGUAUUAUGCUAACAACCGCACCGUACUUUCUCUUCUUUUGCCGGGGAUUUAAAACUGUUGGACCUUUUGUCGUGAUGAUAUAUCGAAUGGUUAUGGGUGAUUUAAUUCGUUUUGUAUCCAUUUACUUGGUGUUUGUUAUGGGUUUUUCCCAGGCAUAUUACAUUAUAUUUUUAACUUUUGAUAAUCCUGCAACUCCAGAAGAGAUUGACGAUACAGGUACAAAUCCCAUGCCUUCACCGAUGGAAUCCGUCGUGGCAAUGUUUUUAAUGUCCCUUACCAACUUCGGCGACUAUUAUGGGGCUAUGUCUUCAACGCAACAUGAAGCUGAGGCGAAGAUACUUUUCUUUCUGUUUAUGGUCAUAGUUAGUGUGUUGUUAGUCAACAUGUUAAUUGCUAUGAUGGGUAAUACAUAUCAAAAAAUAGCUGAGAUUCGCAAUGAAUGGCAAAGACAAUGGGCACGAAUCGUGUUGGUGGUCGAACGAAGUGUCCCGCCUGCAGAAAGACUAAAAAAUUUCAUGCAAUAUUCCCAGCCAAUGUCAGAUGGCAGAAGAGCCCUAGUGUUACGUUUAAAUAUGAGUGAUGAAGAUAAAGAAGAAAUGAAAGAAGUCCAAGAAAUGAAGCGAAUUCAUGAACGGUUUUCGAAGAAAAGGCAGCAAGAAAGAGAAGCUCGCAGUAAAAGGAGGCAAGAGGAGUAUGAAAAAUUCUUUGGAGCUGCAUCCGAAAAUCAUGAAAAUAAUAACUAAUUAUCGCAUUUACGUAAAAUAAUAUUUUAAAUAAGGAUACAUUUUUCUGUAACCGCUGGCACACUAACAUUGACUAUGAGUCAAA
Lucilia sericata (common green bottle fly) is the source of this 2581-nucleotide messenger RNA. RefSeq names its product transient receptor potential cation channel subfamily V member 5 (gene nan). Gene Ontology annotation, biological process: calcium ion import across plasma membrane. Gene Ontology annotation, cellular component: membrane. Bases 1 to 2496 code for a protein of 831 amino acids. Lineage: Eukaryota; Metazoa; Arthropoda; Insecta; Diptera; Calliphoridae. The transcript has 9 exons. Gene Ontology annotation, molecular function: calcium channel activity; protein binding. The record is from RefSeq and is a predicted model, not a curated record.